This is a messenger RNA of Linum trigynum, 5782 nucleotides long. NCBI's taxonomy places the organism in Eukaryota, Viridiplantae, Streptophyta, Magnoliopsida, Malpighiales, Linaceae. The record is from the annotation of a GenBank genome assembly.
ACCAUUCAAUUUCAGUUGAAGUUAUUAAUUAGCAUAAUACCACAUCAUACCACAGGGGCGGAGCUACCUUCUGCCUUGGGGGGCCCCGGCCCCCCGAGAGUUUUGGAGAUCGCGUGUAAAAAUAUCGCAAAUUUUGAAAAUUCUAAAGAAGUUAACUAUUGUAGAAUAACAAUAACGUGCAAUAAUGAAAAACAAUGUCUGGAUCUAGUCUAACGUAAUGAAGCAGCUACCUGAUAUUUGUGAAUACCCAGUACCAUGUUCAAUCUCUGGCAACAACAUUGUGUUUUUAGUUUUCCUAAUUUGGUUGAAUUUUUGUUUAAAUUAAGACUGAUCACUUAACUUUUGUACUUAUUCAAAUACUUUUUAAUUUCAAAGUUCAAACUAGAUAAUGAAAUUUUGGAGCUUAUAAUAUUUUUCUAAUUUAGAUAAUUAAAUUUUGGAGUCUAGAUAAUUAAACUUUGAAGCUUAUGACUCACAAUGUAAAUAUUUUCUUAGAUUUUUUUUACGGAUAUUAUACAAUAAAGUCCUCCCCCCCUCCCCCCCCCCCCCCCCCCCCCCCCCCCCCCACUGGAUCCUAACUCUACCCCUGUCAUACCAUAUGGUACCAGUAUUCUAAUCCAAAAUUUGUUUCUUGUUAUAACACUAUUAUAUACUAUAUCAUACCAUAUGAUACCAGCAUACAAAAUACUAUAUCAACCCACAAGUUUUAUUUUGGCCCACUAUAAAUCAUACCUCAUCAUACCAUAUGGUACGUGUAUUGUAAUUUUAUUUUAUAGAUUUAUGCUUUGUUAGACAACAUUGUAAGUUUAAAAUAUAACAUAUCGUAUGGUUGCCGCAUACCGUAAAUGAUAGCAUAUAGGUAGAUUAAUUUUAAUACAUUAUGAUACCACCACGUACUAUAAGGUACUACUAUGGUAUUUUUAAAGUUUUAAAAUUUGUUAGGGCGAAGAGAGUUUAGAUGGUUUGAUUCAUUUUUUGUGUAGUGUUGAAAUUAAAGUGGAGAGAGCAAAGAUCAUUUUUUUUCUUUUAGUAAUAGACGACAGAGUGAGAAUUAUUGUGGCAGCUACCGAUAACGGCUCCUAUGAAAAUCUCGGUCGAUGCUGUCAAACCGGGGGCUUUCUGGAUGCCAUUUUGAAGCUCGACUUGGGUCGGACUAGGUCCAACCGGGGGUUCGAUAGGGGUUUCACAACUUUGGAGAUAAUCCUUUGAAAUAUAGACUUAGGUACAUUGUUUGAGCUUGAACUAAGGAUUUGAUAAGAAUCUCCUUUGCUACAAUUGAGAGUAGCCUCCCUAUCAACAAGGUAGGUGAAUUUUGUUUUCUUCUCCCACUCCAUAGUAGUAGGAAAGCCUAGAUAUUUCUCGUGGGAUACCACCCGUUUCCAGGGGAGGAGCUAUGUAGGCUCUCGGGGGCCCCCGACCCCCUCGAGAAUUUUGAAACUUAUGUAUAAAGACCUAAGAAAUUUCGAGAAUUACGUAUAAAUGUAAUGUAAAAUGUAUAUUGAAUCCGAGUGAAAUAUUUUUAACGCCGCAUGUUUGCAAUAUAGCGGAGAAGCACCCCAGUUGCAGCUACAAGGUCGCGGGUUGUCGACACUUAUAGAUAGCAGUUUUUUACAAUUUUAACAGUUUUUUUUCCAGUUCAAUCCUUUAAUUUCUCUACAAUGUCUUAUAAAACCUGUAAUUUCAAAUAACUUCAGUCAAGUUCUUGAACUUUUACAUUCAUAUUUUCAUAGAUUGUUUCUGGAUAUGUAAUUAAUUAAUUUUUAAAAACAUAAUAUAAAGGUAUGAAAGAAAUUACAUGUUAAAAUGCAUGAUAAUUUUUUCUCACCGUAUAAGCAUUUAUUUUGAUUAUAACACACUUGUUAAAUUAAGUAUAUUUUGAGUAUUUUUAAUUAUUUCAAUUAAUAUAUCAAAGAAGCUUUGUUUGAAAUGGAUCCUCCAAAAGCUCCGGACCCUGACGGCUGGACUGUCAAUUUCUAUUAGAAAUGAUGGGGGAUUAUUUGCAGCUCAGUAAUUGCAGGAGUCAAGGAGGCUCUCACUAACGAUUUCUUCCCUAAAGGUAUGAACUCUACGUCUUUUACCCUGUGCUCCAAGAAACCAAAUGAAGUGACGUUAAAUGCCUUUAGACCAAUAGCCUACAUUAAUGUGUUGUAUAAGAUUGUUUCUAAGGUCAUUAGUCAUUACCAAUAGAUUGAAAACUGUCCUGUCCAAUUUGAUAAGCAUGAAUCAAUCGGCAUUCAUUAAGGGAAGAAGUACACUUGAUAAUAUACUUAUGGCUCAGGAGUUAAUGCAAAAUUAUCAUAAAAAGAGGAUUGCCUCUUGUAGUGCAAACAUGGUGGAUUUGUAAAAAGCAUUUGAUUCGUCUCUUGGGAUUGCUUGUUUUGUAUUAUGAAGUGUAUGAGAUUUACUACUGAAUUCAUUGGCUGGAUUAGAUUGUGUAUCUCUACUGCUACGUUUAGCAUUAUGGUCCAAAGCAGUGUUUUUUUGGCAAUUUUGAGGCUAAGCAAAGGGUCCGGCAGGGCGAUCCCUUAUCGCCAUAUCUGUUUGCCAUUGCUAUAGAGCUUCCUUCCUCUAUGUUGGACAUGGUAGCACUGAACAGAGACCUACCAUAUCAUCCUCAGUGUCGUUUACUAGGUUUGACACAACUCUGUUUUGCGGGCGACCUUUUAAUUGUCACUUAGGGCUCGGUUUAUGCUUUGGAGUGUGUUAAAAGGGUAUUGGAUAGGUUCACUCAGUUGUAUGGUCUGUCUUGCAACCCUAAGAAAACUGAAUUUUCUUUGGGGGAGAAAAGGCUGAAGACAUUGUUGUAUCUCUCCGGUAUACAGGGUUCAAGGAAGGAAAAUUGCAGUUAGAUAUCUUGGCUUGCCUUUGUUUGUUGGGAAAUUAUUGGCCAAGGAUGGUGAUGUUUUAGUCGACAAGAUUACUAGUCGUAUUCGUUCCUGAAAAGCUUCUAAACUUACCUAUGUAGGAAGGAUUCAUCUGGUUUCUUCGGUUCUCUACUCACUUGUGCAUUUUUGGAUGACAGUGUUCAUCAUUCUUAAGAAGAUUAUCAUGCAAAUUCAAAAGCUCUGCUCCGAAUUUUUAUGGUAUGGUGAAGGGUCAGGGAGGGCAAAGUGGCUUGGAUCCGCAUUGCUCUCUCCAUAAAGGACGGGGUCUUGGCUUGAAAGAUCUCGUGACGUGGAAUGUUGCUAGACUUAUCUGGCUUAUACUGAUGCAUGGAGGGAGCUUUUGGGUUGCUUGAGUCACUAGGUAUAGACUUAAUGGUCGCUCUUUGUGGGAAAUAAAGGAAGGUUCUACAAGUUCCUGGGUGUGGAAAUAUAUGCUGAAGCUGAAAGUGCGCGGUUGGGUUAUAUUUUGAUUCACAGUGCAGGGGGAAGGAAGAGUGUACUGAGAAGGUCAACAGAUGGGACGAUACUCUAUCAAAACUGUCUGGAAAACCAUUUGUGAGAAGCAUCCGGUAGUGCCCUGGUUUCAGUUUCUUUGGAGCAGGUUUACUAUAUCGAAAUAUCGAUUUAUUGUCUAGUUAGUUAUUCUGGACAGAAUCAAAACACGAGAUAAAUUUUUUGAUUGGGGUGUUAUUGAAUCGGAUCUUUGUGUUCUAUGCAGUGGGGUCAGGGAGACUAGGGAUCGUCUUUUCUUUUACUUCCCUUACUCCGCUACAGCUCUUGAUGGUGGUCUGGGUCGGUUGCAGCAAGGUUGGCCGACCUCCUGGUAAGGUUGAUUUCACCAGGCAUGUAUCUGGUCCACAAGAGAUGAAAAAGGAGCACUUUGGUCUCCGAGUUUUUGGUGCUAGUGGUAGUGGGCGUAGUAGCAGUGAAUUGCUUGCUGGUUUAAAGGAAGAGGUUAGGCUUUUUGGUAUUGGUUGUCCUGAUUUUACUUCAGUAGUACAUGAUAAUGAAGUAUUUUGAGUUUCUGAGCUUGGUAGUCUGGUAGGUUUGAGUUCUGGGGAUUCCCCUUUGUGAGUUCUAUUUUGUAUUGACAUUGUAUUGUUUUCGAGAUUUGGCCAUUUUGAUCAAAUAGAGCUAUAAAAGAUCGCUUAAUUACCGGGGAAAAAACUCUGAUUUAGGUGUAAAAGAUAGUUCUGAUUUAGUGAAGUUGACUUUUUGUGUGAUCGAUUUUGUCAUAACUGGAGAGCUCAAUUAGUACGAUAUUGUUCGCUUUGGACAAAGCCCGCACAGAUUUAAUUUUGGUUGUCCUCCCCAAAAGGCCUCGUACUAAUUGGGCUAGGUGGACACUAACAUACAAGGGUCCCUUCGCUUGUAUUACCGAUGUAGUACUUGGAUUGUCCCAUAACUAUCAUCCCCUCAAGACAAGGACCACGAACUUCAUGUCCUCACCUCAGCGAUUAUCUUGAUCCGCCAGACACCAUGAAUCGAUGGGCUUCUCGAUACAAGGACUUUUCCAUAUGCAGAACUCUCUUUAAUCUGCUCUUCCCAAAUGCGAGUCUCCUUUGACGCGCCAGACAAACCCAGAUCUCAACUCUCGAGGUCACCAAAUGAGGGUCAACCGAACUGACGUCCACAGCCCCGAACCGAACCAGGCUCUAAUACCACUUGUUAUAAUCGGGUUUCUCAAUUAGUACGAUAUUGUCCUCUUUGGGCCAAGCCCGCACGGUUUUACCUUUGGGUAUCCUCCCCAAAAGGCCUCGUACUAAUUGAGCUAGGUGGACACUAAUAUACAAGGGUCCCUUCCCUUGUAUUACCGUUGUGGUACUUGGAUUGUCCCAUAACAAUCCAGACUCUGAUACCACUUGUCUAUUAGUACGAUAUUGUCCGCUUUGGGCCAUGUCCGCAUGGUAUUACUCUUGGGUGUCCUCCCCAAAAGGCCUCAUACUAAUUGGGCUAGGUGGACACUUAUAUACAAAGGUCUCUUCCCUUGUAUUACUGAUGUUGUCCUUGUCUUGAGGGGAGGAUUGUUGUGAGACAAUAUCAACAUUACUAUUACAAGAAUCGGAAAUCCUUACAGGCACAAGGGAAGAGACCCUUGUAUAUAAGUGUCCACCUAGCCCAAUUAGUACGAGGACUUUUGGGGAGGACACCCAAGAGUAAAACCGUGCGGGCUUGGCCCAAAGUGGACAAUAUCGUACUAAUUGACAGAUUUAUUCAGUCCAAUUUUUGGUUUAACCAAAAACAUCGUGGCCGAAUCCCACCCCUAACUUGGAUCCAAUCUACCAAUCCAAUAAAUGAAUCCAAUUCAUUGGCCACCACUAUGUAUAGGUGAUAUUUGGGUCGGUUAGCCGUUAAUCGAUAAUGCAGUUAGCAAUUAUCCGCCAACCAAAAACUCAUUAUCAUUAGCCUACCCGCCUAAACUUAGUAGUCAACCGGUAACCGUCGAUGUGUUUAGCGCUUGUUUUAGCGGUUGACCUCCUACGCACCUGAGAGAGAGGAAAGUGGUAGAUUUGUGGAUUUGACAAAAGGCAAUGAGCAUGAUUGUCUUUUUAGAGAAUGUGGAAAAGGAAAGUGAUGGGUAGAAGAAAGGCCUACUCGCACACUCUCUUAUUCUCUUCACUCUCGCCUAUCCGCCUAUCACUUUUUUCCUUUGCAAAUAAGAAAACAAAUCCACUCACUCGGUGAACCAACAAACAUGAUGUUAGAAUAUGACUUGAAUUUGAAUUGGUUUUGUUUUGUGUUUUGGGCCUAUUUUGUUUGGGUUUGUGUUUGGACUUUGUUUUGGCCUUUUCCUUGUAUGUUUGGGAAAAGGUGUUUGGUUUUCUGUUUGGAAUUAGGAGAAGAGUUCUGUAAAUACUCUUCAUCACCCUAGUCUGUAGUAAAGGCCAGUCAGGUUA